AUGCCUGUUCUUAUGCUAAGUCUGGGUAGCAGUAGAAUAACCAAAUUAGACAACCAAUCGUUUUCUGGAUUAACAUCACUAAAGGGCUUAUAUCUUCCUAAUAAUGUCAUUUCCACAAUAGAAAAGAAAUCGUUUUCUGAUUUAACAUCCCUUGAUACUUUAGAACUUGAAGGGAACAGGAUUACCUCAGUCGAACAGAAUAUGUUUUUUGGAUUAUCAUCCUUAAAGAAGUUAGAUCUUAGUACCAAUUUUAUUACCACACUGGAACAAAAUUCGUUUUCUGAAUUAACAUCCCUAGAGACUUUAAAUCUUGGAGAAAACAGGAUUACCUCAAUCGAACAGAAUAUGUUUGCUGAAUUAACAUCCUUAAAGACAUUGGACAUGGGUUACAAUCCUUUUGUUUGUUGUUCAAUGACCGGAUUUGUAAAUUGGAUCAAUGGGACAUCAGUGCGUGUAACUGGAUCUUGUACCGACUUUAAUAAAACUACUGAACUUACAAUGUUUGAUACAUCAGUCUGUAUUGUGCCAGAAUCGAACACUACACAAGAAAAAGAGUCGGACAAUAAGUCCGGAAAGGAGUCCGACAAUAAGUCAGAAAAGGAGUCUACCAAUAAGUCAGGAAAGCAGUCGGACAAUAAGUCAGGAAAGACGUCGGACAAUAAGUCAGGAAAGACGUCGGACAAUAAGUCAGGAAAGACGUCGGACAAUAAGUCAGGAAAGACGUCGGACAAUAAGUCAGAAAAGACAUCGGACAAUAAGUCAGGAAAGACGUCGGACAAUAAGUCAGGAAAGACGUCGGACAAUAAGUCAGCAAAGGGGUCGGACAAUAAGUCAGGAAAAGGGUCGGACAAUGAGUCAGGAAAGCAGUCGGACAAAAAGUCAGGAAAGACGUCGGACAAUAAGUCAGUAAAGGGGUCAGACAAUAUAUCAGGUAAAUAA
Molecule: messenger RNA, 939 nt
Organism: Mytilus trossulus (common blue mussel)
Lineage: Eukaryota; Metazoa; Mollusca; Bivalvia; Mytilida; Mytilidae
Exons: 8
Coding region: 1-939 (312 amino acids)
Biological process (GO): cell surface receptor signaling pathway
Cellular component (GO): plasma membrane
Molecular function (GO): protein binding
Source: RefSeq, a predicted model, not a curated record